Messenger RNA from Fusarium falciforme, 747 nucleotides. RefSeq lists its product as hypothetical. The record is from RefSeq and is a predicted model, not a curated record. Lineage: Eukaryota; Fungi; Ascomycota; Sordariomycetes; Hypocreales; Nectriaceae. The coding region runs from base 1 to 747 and encodes 248 amino acids. The transcript has 5 exons.
AUGAAGCCCAUCACCGUUUGGUUGACCCCUCCUGGUCCAAACUCAUGGAAGGUCAUCACCAUCAUGAUCGAGCUUGGAGUGCCUUACGAGAUCAAAUCAUUCAAGCACGACGACGUCAAGAAGCCACCAUUUACCGACCUCAACCCCAAUGGUCGGGUUCCGGCAAUCGUCGACCCCAACACGGACCUGACGCUCUGGGAGUCUGGAGCAAUUAUCCAGUAUUUGAUUGAGGUCUACGACACGGAAAAGAAACUCACCUAUGAAGCUUUUCGCGAGAAGCACCUCUUGAACCAAUACCUUCAUUUUCAGAUGAGUGGCCAAGGUCCGUACUUUGGUCAAGCUGGAUGGUUCAAUUCUUUUCACUGGGAAAAGGUUCCUUCAGCAAUUGAGCGAUACGAAAGUGAAGUCUUACGAGUGAUCGGAGUGUUGGAUGGCGUGCUCAAAGACAGGGAGUGGCUUGUUGGCGACAAAUGCACCUUUGCUGAUCUUUCGUUCCUCCCCUGGAACGACCGCAUUGAUAUGAUUGUUCUGUCCAAGUCAAUCGAUGAGAUCAAGGCGAAAUACCCGAACUUCGCAGCCUGGCAGGCUCGCAUGGUUACGAGGGACUCGUGGAAGCAGGCCAUGGAAACACGAAGUCAACUCAUGGAUGAACAGGGUUUGAUGCCGAACGGUAUGCCCAAGGGUAUCACCAGCAUGGCUCAGUAUGAGGAGCACAUGGCCGAGAUGGCCCAAGAGAAGAAGGAUUAG